GGUGGUAUUGGCGUGACACCAUAUGCAUCGAUACUUACCGAUCUGGUACUCGAUAAGUUAUCCGAUAGGCAUACAGAUAUUAAAUGUAAAAAGGUUUAUUUUGUAUGGGUCUGUGCAACACAUAAGAAUUACGAGUGGUUCAUCGAGGUGCUACGAUCGGUGGAAGAGCUGGACAAGGAGCAUUUACUGGAAAUGCAUAUAUUUGUCACACAGUUCUUCCACAAAUUCGAUCUUCGAACUACCAUGCUUGUACGGUUUCUGUAAAAUUUUCCAUAUUGUGACGGUAGAACUCAGUGAUUUACCCAAUUUCCUGAUCGGGACGUUGCAGGGAUGA
Messenger RNA from Gongylonema pulchrum, 334 nucleotides. The record is from the annotation of a GenBank genome assembly. NCBI's taxonomy places the organism in Eukaryota, Metazoa, Nematoda, Chromadorea, Rhabditida, Gongylonematidae.